This is a messenger RNA of Lucilia cuprina (Australian sheep blowfly), 1272 nucleotides long. RefSeq lists its product as uncharacterized. NCBI's taxonomy places the organism in Eukaryota, Metazoa, Arthropoda, Insecta, Diptera, Calliphoridae. The coding region runs from base 248 to 1201 and encodes 317 amino acids. Gene Ontology annotation, molecular function: calmodulin binding. The transcript has 6 exons. The record is from RefSeq and is a predicted model, not a curated record.
AGUAGAAAAUUAAACAAAUGUCAAAAAAUAUUUCAAAUUUUAAAUUUUGGAAAACUCAAUAAUUUUUAUUUCAUAUUUAUUACGUUUACUUUUAAAUCUUCCUUAUUUUGACAAUUCAAGGCAUGUACAAUUUAAAACGUACACUUCUACUAAUUAUUGUUGUAUUAUAGUUCACCCUAAUAUUAUUUAAAUAUUUUACAUUGUCAAAUAAAAAUUACUUUCCUAAAAUAUAUAUAUUUCAAAUAAAAUGCAUCAUCUUAUACAACGCGGUAAAUUAAGAUCACAAGUCAUAAAUGUACCGGAGGGUCUUCCCGAGUUAUUAUCGGAUAUAACAAGAGAAGUUUUAAGAUGUCAACCGACAAGCGAAUGUUUAUGUCAAUUCAUAAUUGAUUAUUUACAUUCUAUGAUAAUGGCACGGGAUAAAGCAAGAAUCGUCAAAUCUGCAAUUAAUCAAGCUUUGAAUAUCGUCGAUGAUGUCAUUGGUGAUAUGUGUAUUUGUGAUAUACCCAAGGAGAAGAUCGACUAUAUGUGUGAAGCAAUGGAAGAAUGUUUUCGACGUUUUUUGGCACAACGUCGUUGUGAAAUGGGAAAAGAAAAGGAGAUUAUAAAAUUUAAUGAAUCCGAUAUGUUAGAUCAACUCGUGAAGAAAUGUAAAUUUACCGAUGAUGAAUUGAAACUUUCCAGACCAGCUAUUGAGGCGGCCUAUCAAAAAUUCGUGAAUGCAUAUAUGACUGCUAAAGAUACUACUGAAGGCAUCGAUAAUUUAUAUCAAUAUUUUCGCGAACGCGAAAUAAAACGCAUGGAGGAAAAGUUACGCAUAGAGGCAGCUGUUAAAAUACAGUCCAGAUUCCGAGGUUUCCUAACCAGACGAUCACUAUUCCUUGAUGAGCCAAUCAAACCCCCUUCAAUCACACGCCCAGAAAAUGAACAAGAUGUAAUGCAACUGGAUAUGGCUGCACGCAAAAUACAACAAUUUUUCCGACGUCAUAUAAGCCUUAUUGAAAAUACUGAUGAAGAGAAACAGUUACAAGAUCCCUGUUCUCCAGCUUCUAAUCUUUCAUUGACGGCCCAUCCAGUUGAUCAGCAAGGUCGUUAUGAAGAAAAGCCACAUGAAGAUAAACAAGACGAUCAUAUUGAUGAGGUGAAUGUUGAUACAGAACCCAUAAAUGAUAAUGUAACUGAAGAAGUGCAAGAUGAUUAAUAUUUUUCACUUAAUAUUAUUUUAAUAAUAUCAUAUUUUUAUUAUUAAAUUAACAAUAUAGUUUUUGUUAA